UUUUCAAGCCAAGAAAUUUGUAAAGCCACCGAAGUCUUCAUGUGCCCUCUCUGUGACAAGAAUUGCUCAUUGCAGAGACUCAAUGACAGCUGCAUCUAUGCCAAAGUAACGUAUUUGUUUGAUAAUGGAGGGACAGUCUUCUUUGCUAUUUUUAUGGCAAUAUGGGCCACAGUCUUUCUUGAGUUUUGGAAAAGAAGAAGAAGUAUAUUGACCUAUGCUUGGGACCUUAUUGAAUGGGAAGAAGAGGAGGAAACACUUCGCCCCCAGUUUGAAGCAAAAUAUUACAGAAUGGAGGUGAUAAACCCCAUCACAGGGAAACCUGAGCCUCACCAGCCUUCAUCUGACAAAGUCACACGUCUUCUUGUGUCUGUCUCAGGAAUCUUCUUCAUGAUCUCCUUGGUCAUCACAGCCGUGUUUGCAGUUGUCGUGUACCGCCUGGUUGUCAUGGAACAGUUUGCAUCAUUCAAGUGGAAUUUCAUCAAGCAGCACUGGCAGUUCGCUACAUCUGCUGCUGCUGUCUGUAUCAAUUUUGUAAUCAUCAUGCUGCUGAAUCUUGCUUAUGAAAAGAUUGCAUACCUCCUCACUAACUUAGAAUAUCCUCGAACAGAAUCAGAAUGGGAAAACAGCUUUGCCUUGAAAAUGUUCCUUUUCCAAUUUGUCAAUUUGAACAGUUCUAUCUUCUAUAUUGCAUUUUUUUUGGGAAGAUUCGUAGGCCAUCCAGGAAAAUACAAUAAACUUUUUGAGCGAUGGAGACUGGAGGAAUGCCAUCCUAGUGGCUGUCUGAUAGACCUCUGCCUGCAGAUGGGAGUCAUCAUGUUUUUGAAGCAAAUAUGGAACAACUUCAUGGAGCUGGGAUAUCCGUUAAUCCAAAACUGGUGGUCACGACAUAAAAUCAAGCGUGGAAUACAGGAUGCUUCCAUACCACAAUGGGAAAAUGACUGGAAUCUUCAGCCCAUGAACAUUCAUGGACUGAUGGACGAGUACUUAGAAAUGGUUUUGCAAUUUGGUUUUACUACCAUCUUUGUUGCUGCUUUUCCUCUGGCCCCUCUUUUGGCUUUGUUAAACAAUAUCAUAGAAAUAAGAUUGGAUGCAUAUAAAUUUGUGACCCAGUGGAGGAGGCCUCUGCCAGCUCGAGCAACUGACAUAGGUAUCUGGCUUGGAAUUCUUGAGGGAAUUGGCAUACUGGCUGUGAUCACCAAUGCAUUUGUAAUUGCUAUUACAUCUGACUACAUCCCACGUUUUGUCUACGAAUACAAAUAUGGCCCUUGUGCAAAUCAUGUAAAGCAGAAUGAGAAUUGCCUAAAAGGAUAUGUCAACAAUAGCCUAUCCUUCUUUGACCUGAGUGAACUUGGAAUGGGAAAAUCUGGUUACUGCAGGUACCGAGACUAUAGAGGCCCGCCUUGGAGUUCCAAACCCUAUGAGUUCACGUUACAGUACUGGCACAUUCUCGCUGCUCGACUGGCCUUCAUUAUUGUGUUUGAGCACCUGGUGUUUGGGAUUAAGUCAUUCAUUGCAUACCUGAUUCCAGAUAUACCAAAGGGCCUCCGUGAGCGCAUACGACGAGAGAAAUACUUAGUCCAAGAAAUGAUGUAUGAGGCUGAACUGGAGCAUUUACAGCAACAGAGGAGAAAAAGUGGUCAGCCUAUUCACCAUGAAUGGCCUUAGGCAGUGCCUGUUAACCAAAAGGGGAGGUACCGUUAGUGUGAAGGAAUGAGGCCCUUGAAAUGUAGGUGGGAUCCAACAGGAAAGCAUAGUUGGCAAAACCAUAUGUAUAAAAUGUUACUUGGAAAUACAUCACAGCAGCCUUUGGGAUUGGAAUGCUCAGACUUCUGAGGAAAGAAAAGACUUGUGACCUCCAAAGGGAUGCAACUGACAUGGCAGGGAGUCAGGCUCGGAUUCUCAGAGCAAGCCCUCAGGGGAGUUCUGUGUUUGGAGUCCAUCCAGUUCCAUCAGCAGCAGAGCAAGUAGGAAAUGCAGUGAUGGAAUUUCCAAAGACAGAUUUCCACGUAAAUGUUCACAUGCUGGGAAUACUAAUCAGAUUCUAGGACUUGCAGUUGAGUUCAGAUAUUCACAAGAAAUGAGUUACACCAGUUGUUGGCUCUGAUGUCAGAACUCCAUGUCCCUUCCAUUUACAGGCUGGUGGAGUUGUUUUUGUCUCAUUGAGAUAAUGGGUGUAUGCACAUGGCAUUUAUGCUGCUUUAUGUCGACUAUGCACUUGAAAAGUUGCACAUUACCAUAGUAUUGAAACCAAAAUCUAAAUUCCAAAAAGAACACCUUGGAAUAAUUCUAUUAUAUUGGCUGUGAUUUAAGUUUGCUUUAUCACUCAAAGCCAAGUGCACUACCCAUUUUUAAAUUAAUGAAUGCCACAGAUCCACUUUAAAUAUAUGAAUGCCUAUUCUUGUAUCAUGUAGACAUGACUAAUUUGUACUUUACUGAAGAAGCCUAUCUUAUAUUCUAUUCCAUGUGCUCCUCUCUGAAUUAUUACAAUCUCACAGAACACUAUGUUGAAACAAUGUAAAUAUGUCGAUGUUCUUUCACUGUUUGCACUUUUUACACUGUGUAAUGUGAGUUCUGGCUUAUGGAACUCUAUGACUAGUUACACAGGAUGCUACUGUAAUUUCUCUGUUCAUUCAGGAAAUCCAAAGCCAAAUGUUCUGCAGCACUUAAGCUUUUUCUAUAAUAUGCACUAUCAAUUAUGAGCUAAUGGAAUAAUGCAUGCACAGAGUGUAUUAUUUGCAUAAAAUACCUUUCUGAGUUUCAUUCUUUAAUCAUGGAAUGGAGAUUUCUUGGUUUUGAUUUGUUCUGUUUUGUUUCUGAUGAGUUGAUUUUUAUUUAAUUUCAAAACUCUCUAGAAACAAAGUCAAAUUAAUUAUGAAGAUCAUAAUUUCAUUUGUUGUGGACUCCUUAUUUGAAUGUCAAUUUUGUCCACACACUGGAGGAGCACAAAUGAAGGGGUGUUCAAUUCAAGAAAGUUCAGAGAAGGCAUAAAUUAAGGAGGCAGAAUAGAAUGAAAGGCAAGGGGUGAAAUAUAUGGUUAUAUGGUAAAAAUCAAUACCCCUUCCCUUGCAAAACAAGAUGGGCCAAGCUUUUUUCCCUUGAGAAUAAGGUGGGAAAUUACACAGAGAACACACACAUACACACACACACAGAAAGAGAGCAUGAAUUGUUCAGUUUGCUUUUGUUCAAUUAAGCAAAACAGAAAUAUUUACAAAAUUUAAAAUAUUGGAUUAGGCACACACAAAAACGAAACUACUUUGCACACAUAUGAAUGAAUCUCUAAAACUAAUCAAGGAAAUUAGUUUCACUUACUGGAAGUGUGCUGUGCUAAUUCUAACACUUACAAAAAGCUUUGUUGACUUGAUUAUGGUUGUUUUAUAGUUUCUCCCUAGGAUAUUCACUUGUCUACUUUCCUUGUGAUUCUGGGCCAGGUAUAUGCCCUGGGACUCUAAAUUCUUCCACAAGUUCUGAAAAUGUAGCUCAGUGGUAGUGUGUGUCUAACAUGCAUGAGGCACACAUGGACUCAACUCUGAGCACCACUAAAUACAUACAUAUAUACAUAAUACAUACAUAAUAUAUACAUACAUAAUACAUACAUACAUAUAUACAUAUGAGAUAUGUGGUAAAUUCCUACAGAAAUCCUUGUUCCUGGGAUUCUUUUACUUCAAAUAUAAUGGCUAAUUCCACAAAUUAUCCAAUAGAGAUUUCAGCUCCUCAAUUUUGGAGCAUUUUUGCUCCCUUUUCUUUAUUAACUAAAUGUAUACACAUGCCUGAGCAUAAUAUUUUCUUUACCUAGCAUUUACAUAUUUUCCAAAUUAGGGAUGCAAGACAUACAUGGGUCAUAUGGAGGACAAACAAUAAUAGAUGUUUCUUUGAGAAUUCUUUUUCUAGGGUUUUCUAUAGUCCAUUGGGGUUUAAGUCAUAUUGAUUGAUAUGAACAAAGAAAGAUAUUUUAAUAAAAGUUGUAGUAUAUUAAUUUAGAAAUGUGUUGCUGAUAUUUUUGAAACAGAGAUGAGAAAGAAAGAACCAAAAAUAAUUGUCUGAAAUAUUUGUUUUGUAAGCAGUUGCAAGACAAUCAAACUUGGUUUUAUCAUAACUGACGGUAAAACACAGACAGCCCUCACAGUAUGUGAACUUUAGAGGGUCACUCUGCUUAAGUUGAGAGAAAUGUUUUAUAUGUGUUUUUCAUAUGAAUAUGAAUUAUUUCUCAAAGAUUUAUAGCACACUAUAUUCUCAGGAAUUCUGUAUGAUGUGAAUGCUGCUCAUAUAUUUUCAUAUUCUCACUUGUUAUCUUUUUAUGCUAAUAAUUAAUGGAUAUGUGCAUGCAGUCUGCCAUGACAAGUUGUGUGAACCAUUUUAAGUCUUAACUGUAAUAGUUCUCAGUCGUCUGGUCUGAGUCUGUGUAGGCACUUUUCGGUGAGACACUGCUGCCUGGCUGCAUGAUGAGAUUCAACUUGAAUGCUAAAUGAUUCUUGGCACAAUAUACUAUACAAUGGAAUGGAUAGAAGAUUUUUUUCACUCAAUAAAUUAUCAUUUUUACUAUAA
This is a messenger RNA of Peromyscus maniculatus bairdii (prairie deer mouse), 4542 nucleotides long. NCBI's taxonomy places the organism in Eukaryota, Metazoa, Chordata, Mammalia, Rodentia, Cricetidae. The record is from RefSeq and is a predicted model, not a curated record.